Messenger RNA from Eurypyga helias (sunbittern), 1008 nucleotides. It is a transcript of the gene PIAS2, whose product is annotated as protein inhibitor of activated STAT, 2. The transcript has 8 exons. Gene Ontology annotation, biological process: regulation of transcription by RNA polymerase II; protein sumoylation. Gene Ontology annotation, molecular function: SUMO ligase activity; zinc ion binding; transcription coregulator activity. The annotation marks the transcript as partial. The record is from RefSeq and is a predicted model, not a curated record. NCBI's taxonomy places the organism in Eukaryota, Metazoa, Chordata, Aves, Eurypygiformes, Eurypygidae.
AACUACUCCAUGUCCGUGUAUCUCGUUCGUCAGCUCACGUCAGCCAUACUUCUGCAGAGGUUAAAAAUGAAAGGUAUCAGAAACCCUGAUCAUUCCAGAGCACUAAUUAAAGAAAAAUUAACUGCAGAUCCUGAUAGUGAGAUAGCCACAACCAGCCUGCGAGUAUCCCUGAUGUGUCCUCUGGGAAAAAUGAGACUGACGAUCCCGUGCCGGGCUGUUACUUGCACACACCUGCAAUGCUUUGAUGCUGCUCUUUAUCUUCAAAUGAAUGAAAAGAAGCCUACCUGGAUCUGCCCUGUCUGUGACAAAAAGGCAGCUUACGAGAGCCUAAUAAUAGACGGGCUCUUUAUGGAAAUCCUUAAUGAGUGUUCAGACGUGGAUGAGAUAAAAUUCCAAGAAGAUGGCUCCUGGUGCCCCAUGAGGCCAAAGAAAGAAGCUGUGAACGUCUCCAGUCCACAGUGCACCAAGGUAGAAAGUUCCAGUGUUGUCAGCAAACCGUGUUCCGUCACGGUGGCCAGUGAUGCGAGCAAGAAGAAAGUUGACGUUAUUGACUUGACAGCAGAAAGCUCUUCGGAUGAAGACGACGGUCCUUGUGCCAAAAGGAAGUGUGCAUUUAUGUCUCAGAGACAAGGAAGUCCAACUAAAGGCGUUCUCAUGUACCAGCCGUCCGCUGCCAGAGUGCCCAGCGUGAAAACAGUGGAUGAUGCUGCUAUUCCUCCUUCAUUAACGGACUACCCAGUGCGAUUCCCUCAUCCACAAAUAUCCAAUAUUUCGUCAGACUUGCCAGGUCUGGAUUUUCUUUCACUGAUCCCAGUUGAUUCACCGUACUGUCCUCCUAUGUUUUUGGAUAGUCUCACCUCAACCUUAACAAGCAGCACGCCUGGCAGCAUCAUCACGUCAACCAGUCACCACGAGAGCAGCACGCACGUUAGCUCCUCCAGCCGCAGCGAGACUGGCGUGAUAACCAGCAGCAGGGGCAGCGCUCCUGACAUCAUCUCAUUGGACUGA